AUGCUGCCCACGCCCUUCUCGGUGAGGGACAUCCUCAGCCUGCAGCGGCCGGAGGCUCCCGCGGGACCCCGCGCAGCCCCCGCGGGGCAGGAGGAGCCGCCCGCAGGAAAAUCUCCGCUCGCCCGGCCCUUUGAGGCCGAGGAGAAACGACGGAAGCCUCGCGUUCUGUUCUCGCAGGCGCAGGUGCUGGAGCUGGAGCGGCGCUUCCAGCGGCAGAAAUACCUGUCCGGGCCCGAGCGGGAGCAGCUGGCGCUGCAGCUGCAGCUCAGCCCCACGCAGGUGAAGAUCUGGUUCCAGAACCGGCGCUACAAGAGCAAGAGGCAGCGGCAGGAGCGCUGUCCGGGCCCGGCGCUGCCCGCGCUGUCCCCGCGCAGGGUGGCGGUGCCGGUGCUGGUGCGGGAUGGGGAACCCUGCCCGAGGGGCUCCCGGCCCUUCCCAGCACCCUGCGCCAUUCCAGGCCCUUUUUCCUACGGCUCCUGCUACGGCAGCAGCGCUUUCAGGGCGGGGUUCGGGGGGCCGUACCCAGGGGGGUCCCCCCGUGCCGCCCCCGGCCCUGCCCAGCGCCAGCCCCCGGGAAUCAGCGCCGGGAGCUGGAGGUGAGCGCGGAACAGGCACCAGGAAAGCUCCAGAGCCAAGCCCUGAUCGGGACAGGAGCCAAACCCAAAGAAUUCCUGGCGGCCCGGACAGCGGGACGAUCCCAGCGCAUCCCUGGAAACAGAGAGAGGGGGACGCUGCCGCCGCAGCGCUGAGGCUUUGGGCACCCAAAAAUUAUAAAUUAUUUAUUACUACACACAGUAAUUUGGCGUCUUCCUGCUCCCAAGGGAUUUUCUCUCCCAGGAUGCUACCAGGACUUGGUUUUCCUUCCUCAGGAUAACUGAGAAACAGGUUCCGUGCACAUUCCCGUGCUUUUUUUUAUGGACGAUAUUUAAUGCUUUGAGUUUUUGUAAUUUCUAGAUUUAUUUCUGAUUUGUUUCUCUUAAGAACUCUCAGCACAGUUAUCAAUUCAUGCCUUUAUCAUUGAUAUUAUUGUUGCUAUUAUUAUUAUUGUUAUUAUUUGCAAAUAAAAACAAAUCGGCGAAAUUGUGUUCUCGCUCUCUUGUCAUUUUUCACUUUGUAUUUUGAAUUUUCCCAUCCACAAUUUGCACCUGAGCAUCCAAACCUGAGCCAAAGAAAAAUAAAAAUCAAAUAAAAUCCUAAUAAUCCAAGCAAAAAUCACCUUGUAGUCCAAGAUCGGGAAUUCCCAAGCUUUAACCUCUCCAAAGUUUUGUUCCCCCCUUCUUCCCACUCCAUUCCCGACAGCUCCUUAUCCUGCGGCAUUUGGAAAAAGCCGAAGUUUUUUGCCAAAGGGGGGUAAUUAAAGCUUUUUUCUCUGAUCCCGCUCAGCCUCCGGCGCUCCAUCACUUCCCGAAUGGGAUAUUCCCGAGGCACCGGGAUCAAGCGGAGGAUCCCCGGCAGGUACAGAGGAUUCCUGCGGCUCCAAGGCUUUGGGAACGCUGCCCCUUCCCUCCCCUCCAUCCAUCCGCGCUCGCUCAGGGAUCUCUCCCCGCUCUGGAGCAGCCGCGGGACUCCACAGGGUCCUUUCCCCCGCAAUUCCACAGGGAAUUCCCUUUUCCCUGCCCUGGGAAUUGCUGCUGGCGCUGGGGAAAGCUCCGGGAUCCCAGUGCGGGGGCUCACCUGGAAUCCCGAACACUGAGAAUUUUCCUUGGAGGUUCAGCAACAAACUGAGGGAAACCCAAGGAAACUCCUGCAAUUAAAGGCAGAAAUCAAGGAAGGAAAUUGCUUCCCUCUGGGGAAAAAAAGCCUGGAAAUGGGAAUCGUGAGAUCUGGAGGAGCCUCAGGGACGAGGUGGAAUCGUUGGGAUUGUCCAGGGCAGGGCCAGGAUUUGGACUCGAUGAUCCCUGUUGGUCCCUUCCAGCUCAGGAUAUUCCCAGUUCCUUCCUAACUCUUCCCAAAUUCCCUUUCUCCGCCUAAAACGAGGCUGAGCCAUUGGAGCUCCUGAGCUUUUCCAAGCAUUCGGUGAGUUCGGGGGGGAUAAUUCCCAAACCAGAGGCUGAGGAAGGGAAAAGGGCUGGAAAAGCCGAGUUUGGGGCACGUUUGCACAAGCGACUGUAACCAAACACCUCCUCUAAAAUCAACAAAGUCCGCAGGGGAUUUGAGGGAAAUCUUUUGUUUCCCUUUUUAAGGGUAAAAAAAAAAAAAAAAACACCCGGAUUUUGCUGCUGAAGGGGCUCGGUUUGGGCGAAAGGAAUAAAAGAAAGGAUCGGGGCUGAUAUUCCGGCAGGGAAAGGAGUUUGAAGACAACAGAGCUGGAGGAGGUCACUGAUAAAUUCAUAUUUCGAGAUUUAUAGAUUUAUUUCAAUAUAAACUGCCCGCAAUUCCCAGUGAUUCUGCUCAUCCGCAUCCCCAGAGCUCCCACGGGAUCCUCCCCAGGAGAUGGAUUUGCAAAAGUAGAUUUUUAAUCCCGUGUUCCCCACGUCUGGGGAGGCCGUUGGGGUUGUUUUCCAAACAGAAACUCUGGAAGAACAGCCACAAAUAGAUCCUCAGGAAAGGAUCUGUUCGAGUGGGCAGCUCCACUCGUGGUUUUCCUUGGAUUUGGGAAGGUUUUGCUCCUUUUGGGUGCACAAGACUUUGUUGUAAAAGGUGUUUAGGCUUCUUAAAUGAGUUGAGAAAUUAGUCUGAGGUUCAGGCUUAAACUUUCAGCCUUUUCCAUGCCGAGAUUUGCCUUUGGAGCUGCUCUCCCUGGUUUUUAAAUCAUCCCCAAGCUCUCACUGGAGCGGCUUUACAAAGCUCCAAAAACAUCUUGGACAUUUUUCCCGUUUUCCGACACGCUCAAUGUGGAGGCGUUUGAGGAAAACCCUCAAAAUACUUUUAAAAAACCACCCAACCCUUUUAUUUCUCCUCCUUUCCCCCUGAAAGCAGCGUUUUCCCAAAGGGCUCAGGGACGGAGAGCAGGGAGGGGAAGGAGAGCUGGCAGUGGGGCGAUGGAUGCGGAACAUCCUCCGAGGAUGCUCUCCCAAAAAACCCCAGUGUGGACGCAUUGUGACCCCCAAAUCCACAUCCUUGUCUUCAAAUCCGGAGGGAUCUGUGCGCGAGGGAAGCGACGGGGGCGCUGAGGGGCGGCUGUGACCCCACAGAUCCCUAGGGAGGAGGAGGAGGAGGAGGAGGAGGAGAAGGAGGUAGAAGGCAGCGGCGCCAGAGCCGGAGGGAGGCAGAAGGGCGUAGACAGUGCCGGGCUCUCCAAUCAGCCCCGGGAGGUCUGGCCCCGCCGGGAUAAAUGCGGGAGGGGAGGGGAGGGGAUGCAGCGAGCCCCGGCAGGCGCAGGAGCCGGGCAUGAGCGGCGGGGAGCGGCCGGGACCGCGGCAGAGCUCGGCCAGAACCUCCCCGGCCAUGAGCGGCUCCCCCGGGCCAGCCCCGCAGCCCCGGGCCGGCCCCUCCAGGCCCCGCACGUCCUUCCUCAUCCAGGACAUCCUUCGGGACGGGCCCGAGAGCGCCGGGAGCGGGGGGAAUGCGGAGCUGGGAGCGGCCAGCGAGGAGCGCGGAGGGGCCAGCCCAGCAGCGGGGCUCCCUCCCGGGGGUCCCCAGCCCCCCGGAGCCUCUGGGACAUCCCCGGGACCGGACACAGGUAACGGGGAGGUGCCGGCUGAGGGGAGCGGGAAUGGAUCGGGAAUGGAUCGGGGAUGGAUCGGGCAUGUUUGUGUUUAGGAUAAGGAAUGGGGCAGGAAUGGAUCAGGAAUGGGUCAGGGAUGGAUCAAGAAU
Molecule: messenger RNA, 3756 nt
Organism: Poecile atricapillus (Black-capped chickadee)
Lineage: Eukaryota; Metazoa; Chordata; Aves; Passeriformes; Paridae
Gene: NKX2-6
Product: NK2 homeobox 6
Exons: 2
Coding region: 1-600 (199 amino acids)
Biological process (GO): cell differentiation; regulation of transcription by RNA polymerase II
Cellular component (GO): nucleus
Molecular function (GO): RNA polymerase II cis-regulatory region sequence-specific DNA binding; DNA-binding transcription factor activity, RNA polymerase II-specific
Source: RefSeq, a predicted model, not a curated record